Messenger RNA from Malassezia globosa CBS 7966, 933 nucleotides. RefSeq lists its product as uncharacterized. Gene Ontology annotation, molecular function: nickel cation binding. NCBI's taxonomy places the organism in Eukaryota, Fungi, Basidiomycota, Malasseziomycetes, Malasseziales, Malasseziaceae. The transcript has a single exon. The record is from RefSeq and is a predicted model, not a curated record. The coding region runs from base 1 to 933 and encodes 310 amino acids.
AUGGUGUCGUCGUUGACAGAUCGUGAGGCAGAAGACUACCUUGUACUGAUACUCAGUGAUUCCAAUCCGCCGACAGGCGGGUUCAUUGCCUCAGCCGGCCUCGAAUCGUAUUACUCGCAUGGUUUCUUGACACAUGGUCAGGACCAACUCGUGUCAUCGACGCUAUCGUUCGUCGAGCACACGCUAGCCAACUAUGCCACCAGUGUGCUGCCGUACAUGUGCGCAGCUUAUGCUUUGGCCGACAAGUACGUGCAAGGUGAUGAGCGUGCAUUAGAUGCUAUUGGUAGGCUUGAUUGGCAUCACCACACGCUCCUGCUGAAUCAUGUGUCGCGCCGAGCCUCUCUGAUCCAAGGCAUGGCGCUCUUGACACUCUACAUGCGGUCCUUUGCGCCAUACCCAGGCGCGAAAGACGACGAGCAUGCGCAACCAGAGCCGAAAUCACAUGCUUUUCGUGCACGCACGUUGGUCGAACAGCUUCGCCUGCGCAUACGGCGUGGCGGAGCAAAGCUCUCAUCGGGUGCCAUGUCUCUUUCAGCCACCGAGCUGGCGGGACAUCUUGCCAUCUGUACGGGGGUGUUUUCUUGCUGUGUUGGUCUCUCCGUGGAGCGCAUGAUUCAUGUUAACCUGUUUCUACAAGCGCGCAAUCUCAUGUCCUGCUCCAUCCGGCUCAACACCUUGGGGCCGUACCUGGCACACCAGCUUCUGGCAACGAAACUGCGACACGUUGUGUCUCGAAGCGAAGCUCUUUUGUCUCGGCACGCGAGUGAAAAGCUCGUCUCAUACGCAUACCGGGACACGAGUCAAAGUGAGGACGCAUGGCUUGAUGACGAACUCGACGAUACUGAUAUGGAUGUGGCGUGCACGACGUGGCCUUUGGGAGAUAUUGUCCAAGCGCGGCAUGACCAGUUACACUCACGGCUAUUCAAUAGCUAG